This is a messenger RNA of Lactuca virosa, 894 nucleotides long. The record is from the annotation of a GenBank genome assembly. NCBI's taxonomy places the organism in Eukaryota, Viridiplantae, Streptophyta, Magnoliopsida, Asterales, Asteraceae.
CCCAAUUAGAAUCAACCUUUAUAUUCUUCUACAUCAAUUUCUUCAUAUAAAACUUCAUUGAGGAUCAUAUUUGAUCAAAACUCACUGUCAUUUCGUACUUUUCUUCUGAAAAUUUCUUGAUAAAAUGAAAGCCGGAAAUCCUCUAAAUCUCACGUCUCUGAAUCACGUCUCCUUCCUAUGCCGAUCACUACAAGAAUCAGUCGACUUCUACACCAAAAUUCUUGGAUUUGUCCCAAUUAAGAGACCUCAAGAUUUUGAUUUUGAUGGUGCAUGGCUUUAUAACUAUGGAAUUGGGAUACAUUUGAUUCAAUCAGCAAACCCAGAUAAAAUUCUCAAGAAAACUGAAAUAAAUCCAAAAGAUCACCAUAUUUCCUUCCAGUGUGAGAACAUGGGAGCUGUGGAGAAGAAACUGAAAGAAAUGGGGAUAGAGUACAGGAGACAGAGGGUGGAAGAAUAUGGAAUCCAUGUCGAUCAGUUAUUUUUCCAUGAUCCUGACGGGUUCAUGAUUGAGAUCUGCAACUGCGAUAUUCUUCCGGUGAUUCCCAUCACUGGAGAGAUGGGUCUAUUGAGCUCCCGGAUUCGUGUUCUGCCGCUACAAGCAGCAUUAACAAAUACGACAGUUUGUUCUGCUGUGAAAAGAUAGGAGAAUUCAAAAAUUGGUGGUUGUGGCUUUCAAGUUGUGAUCGGAGCUUCUUGCUCCAGCCUCCGGUGGUGUUUUCAGUUGGGUUGCUUGCUCGGAAUAAGGGUUUGUUUCUGAAAGUGAUAAUUUGAAAUAAAAUAAUCAUAAUCAACUAUAACAAACGGGCUAUGUAAAAUAUUGUGUUUGUAUCAUUAUUAUUUUUAUUUUAUUUUUGAAAAAAUGUGUUUAUAUAAUUAUAUGUGCUUUGGAAUCUG